This is a messenger RNA of Leptopilina heterotoma, 807 nucleotides long. RefSeq lists its product as uncharacterized. The transcript has 3 exons. The coding region runs from base 135 to 500 and encodes 121 amino acids. The record is from RefSeq and is a predicted model, not a curated record. NCBI's taxonomy places the organism in Eukaryota, Metazoa, Arthropoda, Insecta, Hymenoptera, Figitidae.
CUGUUCUGUAGUUUGACCGGUUAGUGCUGUAUUAUAUUACAUGAAUAAAGGUGAUAAUAAUAUUAAUAUAAUAUUAAUUGUUAAAAAAAGUGUGGCUGACUGAAAUCUUAAAAUUCACAUAAGCAGUAACAGUCAUGAAUCCAAGCAAAAAUGUUUUCGCAAUUGUUCAAUUUGAUGGAGACGAUGAUGCUGUUGAAAUUAUACGCACUAAGUGGGGUUUCUUUAACCAUGAAAAUGUUUUGACGGAUACAUACUUCCCUCAAACAACCAAUUCAAAUUACUUUCGAGAUAUUUUGAAGAAUAACCCAACGCCAGAUAAUACUUGGACUGAUAACGGAGAGCUGUGGACAAUAAAAAAAUUUUUCCGUUUCACUGACACCUUAGAGGAUGCAGAAAACAAAAUUGAAUACUAUUUAAAUAUUACUGAUGUUAGUACGGAUGACAACCCUACUGAAAAUCCCUAUGUAGGAUCCUACAUAAGAUCUUACAUAGAAUACUAACUAUAAAUUUAUAAAAAAUCCUAGAAUGAUUGUAAGAAUCUACGUAGAAAUCCAUAAAAAAGCACAUAUGGAUUUGGCACAGGAUUUUUUAUGAGAAUUGAUAUAGGAACGCGCAUUCGUGUUACUGGAUAAAAAUAUACGUUGAUUCCAAUAUGAUUACCUACAUCUUUUCUGACAUAAUUUUGGUGUCAAUUUCCUAUGUCAAUUUCCUUUGUCAAUUUCCACCAUACUUACCAAUAUAAAAUCUUACAAAAAUUCUUAGUUAAAAUCUUACUUAAUAAUUAUUAAAAAUUUGUCUAUAUAGAAU